AUGUCAAAAUCCCGUAGUUAGUCAUCCAUACCUGCUUUUUUAUAGAAAACUUAUGAUAUUUUAGAAGUAUGAUUGUUAAAAUAGAAUCAGAAUUCUCAACUCUAAGAUAUUGUUGGUUGGAAUGAGGAUGGUUCAGGCUUUUUGGUGAAGAAUGUGAUAGCAUUUCAGGAUCAAGUAUUGCCAAUGUAUUUCAAACACAGGAAUUUUGCUUCUUUUGUUCGAUAGGUAUAUGUCAAGAAAUUAUAGGGAUCAGAUGAAUAUGUAUGGAUUUCAUAAAUCAAGAAGUGAUUAGAAGGAGAAUGAGUUUAUUCAUCCUCAUUUUAAGAGAGAUCAAAGGUAAUUGUAAUUAUUUAAAAUAGAAACCUUUUGAAGAAAAUUAAGAGAAAGUCAGGAGAACAUGGCGAUGAUCAAUUUACCAUAAUGGAAUUGAAACCCCAUCGAAAUCAAAAUAUUUCAGAUGUAAAAUAUAUUGGAUUAACAAAAUUUAGAAACAAAUACAACAGAUAAUGACCAAAUAGUCAGAGUUGGAGAAGGUGUGUAAAAUUCUGAUUGAAUAGAAUAAUAAAAUAUUAUAGUGCAAUUAGCAAUUAAGAAACCAAUUGGUUCAAGAAAGGUAAACAGUAAAGUGAUAAGGUUACUAGAUGUACUGGCAAUAAGAAGUUGUAGAAGUUGAAGGAUUAUUUUUUGGGGUAGUAAUAAACACAGGGCGAUUUAUUACAUGUAUAAUAAAGUUUAAAAUUAAGAAACGAAGUCUUGAGGAUAUAAUGUAAUCAGACAAUGAGGAGUUAAUGGUGCCUAAUUUGAAGAAGAUCAAAGGGGAAGAUUCCGAUAGCACCAUUGACAAGAUGGAACAAUUAUAUGGACAACCAACUUUGAUGUUAACAAACAAUUUAGUUGAUAAUGAUGGUAUGAUUCAAUUGCUCGAUGAUCAUCAAUUCAACGAUAUCUACUUUGAUUGAGCUAUAAUUAAGAUGCA
Molecule: messenger RNA, 976 nt
Organism: Paramecium octaurelia
Lineage: Eukaryota; Ciliophora; Oligohymenophorea; Peniculida; Parameciidae
Source: the annotation of a GenBank genome assembly